This is a messenger RNA of Tricharina praecox, 1284 nucleotides long. RefSeq lists its product as uncharacterized. Lineage: Eukaryota; Fungi; Ascomycota; Pezizomycetes; Pezizales; Pyronemataceae. The transcript has a single exon. The record is from RefSeq and is a predicted model, not a curated record. Bases 252 to 1130 code for a protein of 292 amino acids.
ACAGACAUGCGUCUAUCGACGCAUUGAUAUCACCGUCAACAUCGGAGAGAAGGGUUUCCACACCCAAAGAUGGCCUACCAACGACGAUUACGCUGCCGUUCAGGCAGACGCAUCUUUCCAAACGAAUCCGAAAGCCGACGAUAGAGAUUGUGACCACGCCGUGCACUCCUACCCAGCUGGAGCCAAAGAAGAACAGGCUAGAGCAAAGUCCCGGACCACUCCUCCAUCUCGUCGAGCAGCAGGCCGGCUUCAUGAACGAGCAGCAAAUCAUCAUUUCGCAGCUCAUUCGACACCUCGAGCGAAUGGACAUGCUCCUGCGGUCUCAGCAGUGCAUGACGGCACAAUACAAGACAUUGCCGACGCCACCGUCACCCCCACCUGCAGAAACAAAAGACGCCACGACAUCGACCUCAACACCGACGGGAACCCCGACCCCAAGCCGAGCCCCCACUCCAUUUCAUCCGUACAACCUACUGGGCGCCCCCGAUUACCGUUCCGUCUCCGCGCCUCCAUGCGAAUAUCUUGCCCACAUCACCACGACCACCCCGCGCUCCUCCUACGGCCCGCCUAUCUCGCUCCAAUCCGACGAGUCCGCCGCGGCACUCGACCGGAUCGCGGAAGAAAUCGCGGACACCUACGACGCACUCUCAAUCUGUUCGCAGCACGCAGACACCGUCCCCUGCAGCCGCACCAGCGUCGGCGCACACUCCACCGAGUUCCACGCAUACACGAACAUCACGCCACCCAGCGAGCACUCUGGCUUUCCCACCGCGCCCUCCUCCUGCCACGUCUCGCGGACAUCCGACUACUCGACGCUGAACCGGAUCCACCACGUGCAAAGGGUCGCACCGCUGAAACACUCCCGCUCCACCGCAGAUAUGGACGGCAUGAGGAUCCCCGAGCUGGGAUGCGAGCCCGAGAGCCCCGUGCUGCCGAAGAGCACCGGAGAGCUUACGCCGCCGAUUUCGCCCACCGUGGCGGCCGUAGAGUGUGGGAGGCUGCCGCCGGUUGCGCGCGGGGAUGGCAGGGGUGACGGGAGUUGGGGUCAGUGGUAUCAGGGGUCUGAUGGGAGGUUUUAUUGUCGGGCGUCGGGCGCGGGCGCGGAGCUGCACGAGGGAGGGUAUAUAUAGAUUUGUAAACAUUGUCUUGGCUUGCUGCGUCUGUUUAAAUGUGCUGAGUGAUUGCCUGGUUGGUGCGUUUUCGACUUGUAAGUUGUGGUAGCUUUUCGGAUGCUGAUGUUUCUAUGAGCCCGAGGAGUGUGGUGGGCAUGACAUGUGAGCGGCG